AUGCUGGGUAAAUUCAAAGCCCUAGUUGAAUCUAACUGUUGCUCAGUUGACUCUGAAUUUCUCGUGGUAGAUGGUAAAACAUCUCUUCUUGGAUAUGCAGCUGCUCCAGACCUUGGAAUACUGCAAAUUGCAAAUGCUGCGUCUGUGGAAAGGAGAGUGUUACAAAAUUACCCAAGUCUUUUCAGUGGCCUUGGAAAGCUGAAGAAUGUUGAGGUCCAAUUUCAAAUCAAUGAAAAUGUGAAACCUAUGCAUCAAUCGCAGAGACACAUCCCAUUCCAUCAACUAAAGAAUCUUGAAGCUUGUGUUGAAUCUCUGCUGCAACAGGAUAUCAUUGAGCCGGCUAAUGGACCCACUCUCUGGGUAUCUCCUAUGGUUUCGGUGCCCAAGCCCAGACAAGCCCAGUUCAGUUUCUUCGGUUUUGCCAUUUUAGAUACUUAA
This is a messenger RNA of Pocillopora verrucosa, 438 nucleotides long. RefSeq lists its product as uncharacterized. Lineage: Eukaryota; Metazoa; Cnidaria; Anthozoa; Scleractinia; Pocilloporidae. The record is from RefSeq and is a predicted model, not a curated record.